AUGGAGUCACUGAGGAACUGCUGGUUAUUGGGCCUCAGCCUCACCUUCCUCACAGCCUUCAGCUCUCUGUACCUCCAGCUGCCAGGCCUGUACGGGAAGGAUGGGAUCCUGCCAGCCCGCCGGAUGCUGCAUUUCUCCGCCAAGCCCCUCCUGGAGCAGCUGAAAGAUGCUCCGACAUUGCUGUGGCUCUGCCCUCACCUUGGGCUGGACACUGAGCAGGGCAUGGAACUCAUCUGUCUGCUGGGCUCAGCACUGUCCUUUGCUGCUCUGCUCAUAAAGCAACUGAGGGACAGUAUCAUUUUUUUCUGCCUCUGGUUUCUGUAUCUCUCUCUGCACCAGGUUGGUCAAGUCUUCCUGUUCUUCCAGUGGGACAGUUUGCUGCUGGAGGUGGGCUUCCUCGCAGUGCUAGUGGCUCCUCUCCAUCUCCGCAAAUGGCGUUCUGCAGCUCACAGACACCACGACAGGGUCACCUUCUGGCUCGUCCGGUGGCUCUUUUUCCGGUUGAUGUUUGCGUCUGGCGUGGUCAAGCUGACCAGUCGCUGUCCAACCUGGUGGGGACUGACCGCUCUGACCUAUCACUACGAGUCGCAGUGUAUCCCGACGCCGGGGGCCUGGUUUGCUCACCAGCUGCCGGUCUGGCUGCACAAGCUGAGUGUGGUUAUCGUCUACACCAUUGAGAUUGCCGUCCCUUUGCUCUUCUUCUCUCCAACCCGUCGUCUAAGGAUCUUCUCCUUCUACAUUCAGGCCCUGCUCCAGAUCCUCAUCAUAGUGACUGGGAACUACAACUUCUUCAAUCUGCUGAGCAUCGUGCUGAGUUUCUCACUGCUCGACCAGGAGCACAUCGACUUCUGGCUCCGGAGCAGUAAGAAGAGGCGCUCCAGGUCCAGGGCUGACACACUACAAGCCUGGGUAGUCACACUGCUGGAGCUCUCUGUGUACACAACACUGCUUCUCGGCACCAUCCACUACUUCGGGCUGAAGGUGAAUUGGGAAAGCCAGACCAUCGAGUCCUCCACAGCCUUCACAUACCACGAGUUCCUUCAUUGGCUGAAACUGGUGAUCGUUCCCACCAUCUGGCUCGGGGUCCUGUCCUUGACCUGGGAGAUUGUGGCAGCCAUGCUGAGUGCUCUGUGUGUGCGAGGAUUCUUCCCCAAGCUCUGGGCCACAUUACAAUGCACCAUAUUUGCUGCUGUUGCUGCCUCAAUGUUUGCUGUUAGCCUGGUGCCGUACACAUUCAUCGAAUACGAAGCUAACAGUAACUUGUGGCCCCAAGUGCAGUGGCUGCACCGGGCUGUGGAUCGCUACCAGCUGGUCAGCUCCUAUGGGCUGUUCCGGAGGAUGACUGGGGUUGGAGGCCGGCCCGAGGUGGUACUUGAAGGCAGUUAUGAUCGGCAGAUAUGGAUGGAGAUCGAGUUCAUGUACAAACCGGGGAACAUUAGUGAGGCUCCAGCCCUGGUCGCCCCACAUCAGCCCCGGCUCGACUGGCAGUUGUGGUUUGCUGCUCUGGCUCCUCACACUCACAGCCCCUGGUUCAUCAGCUUCAUACAGCGCCUACUGGAGGGCAGCAAGGAUGUGACACGUCUGGUGCAAGUGGAUGAGACCAGAUAUCCCUUUAGUGAGCGACCACCCACCUACCUCCGGGCCCAGCUCUAUCGUUACUCAUACACUGUGGCCUCCGCGGGCAGGUCGCUGCCGCGGGAUUGGUGGACAAGGCAGCGUGUGGCUGAGUUCUUCCCCACCGUCUCCUUGGGAGACCCCACCCUCGAGUCACUGCUCCUCGAGCAUGGCUUCAAGGACAAACCAUCUCCGAGGCGGGUGUCGGAGUCUUUGUUGCCGUCCCUCCUGCGGCUGGUGCGGGAGCAGACGCAGCUGUUCACGGGCCCAGGGCUGAUCGGCUCUUUGGUCUGCACGGCGCUGCUGAUCUCUCUGGCUAGAGCGCUGAUGAGCCGGAGGCCGGUUGGCAAAGUGUACAGAGCGGCCAACAACAGCCAGAACGGACAGGGCAAGAGGAAGUAGCUGUGCUGUUGCUGGCGGCGGACACAGACUGCCACACGCGUUUUCUACUGAUUUAUAUUUUUCUACUGUCGUGCUCCCCCACCCUUGGCUCUCUCUCGCCUCCCUCUCCCC
Molecule: messenger RNA, 2127 nt
Organism: Callorhinchus milii (elephant shark)
Lineage: Eukaryota; Metazoa; Chordata; Chondrichthyes; Chimaeriformes; Callorhinchidae
Gene: lmf2a
Product: lipase maturation factor 2a
Exons: 14
Coding region: 1-2016 (671 amino acids)
Biological process (GO): protein maturation
Cellular component (GO): endoplasmic reticulum membrane
Source: RefSeq, a predicted model, not a curated record